Messenger RNA from Oncorhynchus kisutch (coho salmon), 5180 nucleotides. RefSeq names its product nudix (nucleoside diphosphate linked moiety X)-type motif 15 (gene nudt15). Gene Ontology annotation, biological process: dGTP catabolic process. Gene Ontology annotation, molecular function: 8-oxo-7,8-dihydrodeoxyguanosine triphosphate pyrophosphatase activity. Bases 2933 to 3388 code for a protein of 151 amino acids. The record is from RefSeq and is a predicted model, not a curated record. Gene Ontology annotation, cellular component: cytosol. The transcript is spliced from 3 exons. NCBI's taxonomy places the organism in Eukaryota, Metazoa, Chordata, Actinopteri, Salmoniformes, Salmonidae.
GAAAACAAGAUAAUUAACGUUAGCUGCUAAUCCUAGUAGCUAGUUUCAGAAACUCUGAGACCAGGCUAUCCAUAAAGAUUACCAACUAGUGACACAGCUGACCAGGUAGAUGUGUGGAUUACACGCAUGCUAAUACAGGCGUGCUCAUAUGAUCUGUAUAUUUACCAAGAUAGCUUGCUAUCGUGGUAGAUACCGACCUAGUUGCGACACAUCGCACCUGAAACAAAAAGCCCACAGGUCCAGACAGACUAAGCUCUUAUACAUGUAGAUUACUUAGCGGACGUAACGACUGUAAAACGAACUAGUUUGUUAGCCAUCUUAUAACUAAAGUUAUGCAUCGUCACACCAGCUGACAUUACAUAGGGAGUAAGCGAGAUAACAGUCGUUUGUAGCUUCGGACUCUAAAUGUAUUGCAACAUAGCUGGCUAACUAGCUAACGUUAGCUACAUUUCCGACCGGGGCCCUUGACAAUUUUAUGUUGUCGAUUAACGUUUCUUUAGAUAGACUUGAGAAAUCGACCUCAGUAAAGCUUCGGGUGAGGAACCAAAAUAUUUAACUACCUAAAACAUAGCUAGUUAAACUAGUAACGUUAGUAGCUACUGUAACCGAAGUGGUGAUAUGCGUCUCUAACUUGCUAAUUAACGUUAGCUGAGCACGACUGUAGUGUUAGCUAACGUUAGUUAUAGCUAGAGAAGGGCCUUUUAAAAUCGUUGACGAAGCCUUAAUGACUUGCUUACUAACGAAGUUUCAUGGAUAAAUGAAUUGUGCCAUUUCCACAUGCUACAUUUUUAGCCAACUAGUUAACGUUAGCUACUAAGCCGUAGACUAGUCCACUUCGGCUUCACACGUGGGCUGGGCUAAUCGCAAAUUGGCAAACUCUAGCGAGUAGCCUCAGCGCGGUGCUAUCGACCUAGACAGUAUAUUUUGAGAGCUUACCUCGGACUGUUUCCUGAUGUCGUUGUCAGGGCUCAUCAGGUUGCCCAGCAAGAUGUAGAACUGCUGCUGCUCCGCCAUUGCAGUGAGAUCCAGAAAACGCUCAGCCAAGAGAGACCGCGGAAAGGAAAGCCGGCAGACGUUGCGACCCCUUGCACCGGACACAAAACACCCCAGGUCCUGAUUGGCCUCUAUUAUCAACGCUACCCUUCGUAGAUUGGUUAGAUAUAUAGGGAUACACGUAGUUGAUAGGUGUUUGGUAUAUGUGUUGUUCUUAUUGGACAGUGAAAAUCCAACCACGAAGCGAUUGGUGAAAUUUCUCGGCGCACCCGCCUGUAAAAUUAAAUGGGCGUUUCUCUCGUUAUUUCGAUGAUGUCAUUACAAAAUAUUACAAAAGCGCGGGAAAUUAACACAUUGUGGGAAAAUAGCAGAUAGAAAGUCUUUGAGCGCAGUGAACAGGGUUGCGGCUAGAUGGGAUACAGUUUACGUGAAAAUGACCACAAAAGUGGAUAAUUAUUUUGCAUUUUAGCCAGUGGUGGAAAAUGUACGCAGUUUUCAUUAUUGAGUCAAAUUAAAGAUACCUUAAUAGGAAAUUACUCAAGUUAAAGUGAAAGUCACCCAGUAAAAUACUACUUGAGAAAAAGUCUAAAAGUAUUUGGUUUGGAAUAUACUUAAGUAUCAAAAAUAAAUGUAAUUUCAGAAAUGUACUAAAGUAUCAAAAGUAAAAGUGUAAAUCAUUUCAAAUGUCUUAUAUUAAGCAAAUUAUGGAACAAUUGUUCGUGUUUUUUUUAAUUUACGGAUAGCCAGGGGCAGACUCCCAACACUCAGACAUUCAGAAACAAACCAAGGGAUGUUCUCUUGAUAAGUGUGUGAAUUGGACCAUUUCUGUCCUGCUUCAAAAUGUAACGAGUACUUUUGGGUGUCAGGGAAAAUGUAUGGAGUAAAAAGUACAUACUUUUCUUUAGGAAUGUAGUGAAGUAAAAGUUGUCAUAAAUAGUAAAGUACAGAUACCCCAAAAAACUACUUAAGUAGUACUUUAAAGUAAUUUUACUUAAGUACUUUACACCACUGAUUUUAGCUAACCUUAAACAUUUUCAGAACCUUAGCCUAAUUCUUAUUUUAAUUAAAUUUUUAAUUUUACCUUUAUAACUAGGCAAGUCAGUUAAGAACAAAUUCAUAUUUUAUUAUUUUUAUAAUCCUUUAUUAUCCUGACUUGCUGCGUAAAUUCUCCUAAUUUACUACGAAAAUCCCCUUCUGGUCAAUUCUGACAAACCGUUUCCCUUUUAGUCAAAACGAGUGAACAGUAAGCACGUAUUAUCUGCCACACCAAAAUACAUAACAGUAUUAGCAUACUGUGUGUAGCCUAAUAAGGCGAUGUGUUUAUGUUGCCAUCAAUUCAGAAAAAAUGAAUGUGAGACUUUUUCAUUGUUCACAUAGUUGGCAAGGCUAUGCAGUUUCUGUAGCCGGCGGCCGCUUAAAAUGCAGUUUCUGUUAGCCGGCGGCCGCCUAAAAUGGGGUAGCUUGCUCUGACAAAUGUGACUGAUGCAAAAGCAGCCAACAAUCUGUGGUUCCAUUUUUGUCCAGUCCACUGUUGUAGGCUACUACUAAAACUAUAAUAAACUAUCUCUGGCUACACUAUGGACUAUCACUUCCAAAAUAACAUUUUGAUGUAAUAUCACAUCAGGGCAAUAAAGGGACGGUUAAAGAUAGGGAAUCAUAGCAUACACGUUUGCUUAUAAAUAUUUCCAUCUGCAUUGCUUAAUGUAUCUACAUUUCUAAGCUACCCAAAUAACUUUGCCUGAUAAGCAACAAAAAAUUGUACCGGAAGUGAUAUUCACGUGUCAACCUGGCUCGUUCCGUUCCUAUCGUUGCGGAGGAGGAGCUGUGCGUGGUGAAGUUGCCUGAAACGAUAGAAGAGCAUAUGCCAUAGCAUGUGUUUAUAGUAGAGCUAUUUGCAUAUAGUUUUACUAAAUGAAUUACCGUGGUCUGAUUUGACGAGAUGACACAAAACUGCAGACCCCUCAAGCGCCCUGGUGUCGGAGUAGGGGUUCUGGUCACAGAUUCAGCUCACUCCAACUGCGUCCUCGUAGGAAAGCGAAAAAGUGCAAUGGGCAAAGGAACGUAUCAGCUACCUGGCGGUCAUCUAGAAUUUGGAGAGACCUGGGAAGAAUGCGCACACAGGGAGGUGAUGGAAGAGGCAGGAGUGCGCCUGAAAGAAGUAAGGUUCGCAUCCGUGGUGAACUCCAUCAAGCUCGAUGAGCAGUACCACUACAUCACCAUCAUCAUGCAAGGAGAAGUGGACAGGAGCUACCCAGCAGAGCCAGUCAAUCUCGAACCAGAGAAAAACGAAGGUUGGACAUGGACACGGUGGGACCAGUUUCCUCAAGAGGACCAACUCUUCCUGCCUCUGGCCUGCCUGAGACAACAGGGCUUCCAGCCCUUCAACACCACAUAACACUGCAGCUACCCAGAAACAGAGAAGAGAGGGGCGAAACACAGGGAUAGAAGACACAUACAUUAGAACUGCUUUGUAGGACCUAAUGAAGUCAGGCAGUUGGGUAUACAUGGUAACGGUUGAACUAAUGUUGAUCAGCACCUUUGGUUGGGUAAACAUGGCAACGGUUGCUGGACUUAUGAGGGGACAACUCAUGGAUCUAACAGAAGGAAGUUAUGACAACAAAUCAUUACGGUUUGAGUGUAUUUAUAUCAAUGAAAUGUUAAUGCAAAGCACACUGUACUACAAAUAACCUGUAUGUGUUUUGUCAAUAUUAAAAGUAACAUAAGAAGUAGAUGAUAAUUUAACAGUUUUGCAGUAGAGUUUUAAAGACACAAGUAGCAUACCACACUUGACAAAAUAAGUGGGUUUCAUCUGACUCCUGCAGUCCUCCGAGUCUACAGCAAGAUGGCACUAGAGACCCAGGCUGCCAGCAGUGUGGUCCACAGUGUUGCCGUGACGGUGGCAGCAUAGCUGUAGAAGGCCUUGUCGUGUGUGUAGGUGAUGAUGUGUUGUGCUCCGGCGUAGGCCUCCUCACAGGUGGGCUGGAUCUGGUCCUCUGGGAGCUCGAAGCCGUGUUCGCCCUUGUCCCUGAGCUCAAAGGUGAAAGACAACGGGAUGCCGAUCAGCCUGGCGAAGUCCUGAGACGAACCCAAGAAGGGAUCUGGAGACAGAGAGAGUUUUAUAGGCCAGUAGUUGUAUAGUCUCUUCCCAUUGGAUUGCCAUGUGUCCGAGUAUAGAUGUGGGUCUUGAUAAAAUGGGAUUAACCAGGCAUUGCUCACUUCAGUGUUUGGUGACUCGUUGUCUUCCCUCAGCCUUACUUACACAGGAUAUCAGGUGAGGUGCCUACAGUGUAGUCCAUCCCAUGGACAGCCUUUAUAGCCAUGGCUGCUCCCAGACCCACCUCCAUCUGGCAACACAGAGACAUACUGCAGGUUAAUAUGGUCAGAAAACACGUGCACCCCUGUUGAUCCCCAUUUUAAAACACUGGUCUAUUACAACACAACUUAUUUUGGGGGGCGGGCGUACCAGCUCAUCAUGGUUGGGUGCUGAAGUGUUGGGAUGUCCGUAGGGCACCAGGAGCUGCUGGCCAUAGGAGUGGAUGGUGAGGAAAGCCAGAAUAUCUUCUCUCAUUUUCCCCAACAUGUCUGUGACGGCCCAGGCCUCAGACUCAGAGAGAGCCUUGGUGCCGCAGUAGAACAGAUUGCAGCAGUCUGUCGAGACACCAACCACUGCACAGACAGGAGAGGAAAACACAGGAUGUGUGUGUGUUGGGGUUGGGGUCAAUUCAGGAAGUAAACCAAAUUCCAAAUGUUCCUCAUUGAAAAGCAUUGAGAAUUGGAAUUUCAGUGUACUAUCUGAAUUCAAUGGAAUUGACCCCAACCUUGGUAUGUGUGAGUGAGUGUGGUUUAGAGUAAGAACCAUACUCACUGCCCCAGUUAGCGUAGAAGUUACGAUUGAGGUCUGUUCCAUAGCAGGUACAGCCUCCUGUUCCUGGAGAUCUGGACUUCCUCCACAGUCGAGUCUACAGAGAUAAGAACCACUAGUCACUAACUGGAAUGAUAAUACUGUCAUCAAUAAUAUUUCUGUUACAAUAUGUCAUCUAAGCCAAUAGAUGGCACUCUUGUUACUUGUAAGGUCUACUCAUAUAUUGUACCAGCAUGUCUAGGUCUAUUGUGAACUAUGUACUAUACUGAUAACACCUGGCAGAGAUGUGAUGCAAUUAAAGACACAAUUUGUCAUAUUUCCAGUA